Molecule: messenger RNA, 1326 nt
Organism: Mytilus trossulus (common blue mussel)
Lineage: Eukaryota; Metazoa; Mollusca; Bivalvia; Mytilida; Mytilidae
Product: ATP-dependent DNA helicase Q1-like
Exons: 3
Coding region: 1-1326 (441 amino acids)
Biological process (GO): double-strand break repair via homologous recombination
Cellular component (GO): chromosome; nucleus; cytoplasm
Molecular function (GO): nucleic acid binding; 3'-5' DNA helicase activity; ATP binding
Source: RefSeq, a predicted model, not a curated record
AUGGAGUCCAAAAUAAACCUCGCUAGAGAAAAACUCAAGAUCACGUAUCCAUUAAAAGACAAACAGAUAGAAACUUUACAGGCUUUAGAUCUCGGGAAUGAUUGUAUCAGCAUUCUACCGACUGGUUACGGGAAAAGUCUGAUCUUUCAAAUGCUGCCAUGGGUCCUUAUGAAAGAUGAAACUGGGAUAGUUAUAGUUAUUUGUCCGCUGACUUCCAUUAUGCAGGACCAAGUGAUGACCCUGAAAGAAAAAGGUAUCCGGGCUUCCUUUGUUAAUCUUCAAGGGACUGUCGCUUACAGCUACAACAGUGAUAAUGAGGACUCCGAUGAAUCCAAGCCUCAAACUGUUACAAUGACUGAUAUGGAAAUGAUUAAAAGUGGGGACAUUGAGAUUUUGUACAGCCAUCCUGAGGCUAUGUUCACUCCAGUUUUGAGCAGAAUACUACGCAGCAAAGUAUUUCAGCAAAAGGUGUGCUGCAUUGCAGUUGAUGAAGUUCACAUGAUUGAGGAGUGGGGAGAAGAUUUCAGACCAAAGUUUAAGCAGAUUGGAGAAUUAACAGCUCUUUUUCCAAAUGCUGCUCACCUAGCUGUAACAGCAACUGCCACACCAAGUUGUAUACAAUCUCUCUCCAAAAUACUUCAGUAUAUUAACCCAACUAUCAUUAAAGUGAACCCGGACCGACCGAAUUUGUUCCUCGAAAUAAAAACAAGAUUGUCAAACCUUCAGAAGUUUAGCAAAUAUGAUGAUAUUGUUGUUCCUCUAGCACAAGAGCUUAAAACUAAGCGGGACAAGUUCCCAUUAACAAUAGUGUAUGUAGAAAGUUUAGAAGCAUUGGGGUAUUUCUACCAAUUUAUAAAUUAUGAGUUAAAAGAGGAGCAGUACAUAGGUGAGGCAAUUCCUGAAAAUAGAAUUUUUGGCCAAUUUCACAAGGAUUACACAUCUCAAAUGAAACAACACAUUCUGUUUGAAUUACGGAAAGAGGAACCAAAACUUAGGUUGGUUUUGGCAACUGUGGCAUUGGGGAUGGGUCUAGAUGCACCUGCAAUCACUAGAAUUAUACAUUGUAGGCCCCCAACUACAUUGGAGAAAUAUUUCCAGGAGGUUGGCAGAGCAGGAAGAAAGGGUCAGAAAGCUGAGGCAUUAAUGUACUUUAAUAACAACGAUCUAGCAAAAAAUCGUAAGGGUUUAUCGGACGCUAUGGUGCAGUACUGCAAGACAAAAGAUAAAUGUCUCCGACUUCAGCUGCUACAAUACUUUGGCUUUAAUGAAACCAAAUUUAAUGGACCAAUGCAUGAAUGUUGCAGUUACUGCAGGCAGUUACCAUAA